UUAAACGCAUACAAAUGUGCUGCGUAGGAAUUCUCAAGGUACUAUUUAAGGUUUUAGUUAAUUCAUUGUGAAAUAUUUUCGGUUUAAUGGCUAGUGCACUUACUUUCGUACAAGUAUUUAUUGAUAGCUUUGUUUAAUACCGCUGCUUGUGUGCAGUUAUCGUUGUUAAAUUAAUGAACUGGGUUUUGGGGCUACAUAAUGUAGAGGAAAACAAGAACACGUCUGACAAGUGAUACAUGAGAAUCAACAUAGUUGUGUCAAAAAUAUUUCAAUUGCCCAGUUUUCUUUACUCUUGUAAGUGGUGUGUGGUGCGAUGGUGUUUUAUGAAAAUUAUGUUGCUAGAGCUGUUUGAAAUUUAUUUCGAGUGACAUACUUUUUUUCUCGCCCUUUACUAUUAUCCUACAUCCUACGGUAGUGUUGAAGGUGGCGGAGACGUAGAUACGCCCACUUUUUGAUGCCGAUACAGGCGCCGCAGUGGACUGAGUUUCUGUCGUGCCCCGUCUGCUGCAACGAGUUCGAUGCGACGCUGCGCAGCCCCAUCAGCCUGGGCUGCGGCCACACGGUGUGCAAGACCUGCCUGUCCAACCUCCACCGCAAGCAGUGCCCCUUCGACCAGACUGGUAUUAACACUGAAAUCGAGAACCUCCCGAUCAACUUUGCGUUACUGCAGUUAGUCGGAGCAAGUUUGCCGGAGAGCGAAGGAAAUGGUAACAUAAAGCAUCUAACAAACGAAGAGUUGAAGAACUACCUACAAGCCAAAAAAUGCAUAGAAGAACUAGCCUUGUAUCUGACACCAUUUUCAUCAGGGGGAGGAGGGGGCGGGGGAGGCGGCGGGGCGAGCGUGCUGUCCCGCCCCAUGCAGCGCAAGCUGGUAACGCUGGUCAACUGCCAGCUGAUGGAGGAGGAGGGCCGCUCGCGCGCCAUGAGGGCCGCGCGCUCCCUGGGCGAGCGCACCGUCACGGAGCUCAUCCUGCAGCACCAGAACCCGCAGCAGCUGUCCGCCAACCUGUGGGCGGCGGUCCGCGCGCGCGGCUGCCAGUUCCUCGGCCCCGCGAUGCAGGAGGAAGUGCUGAAGCUGGUGCUACUGGCCUUGGAGGACGGCUCCGCCCUCUCCCGCAAGGUCCUGGUCAUGUUCGUGGUCCAGAGGCUGGAGCCGCACUUCCCCCAGGCGUCCAAGACCAGCAUCGGCCACGUGGUGCAGCUGCUCUAUAGGGCGUCCUGCUUCAAGGUGUCGAAGCGCGAGGGGGACUCGUCCCUGAUGCAGCUGAAGGAGGAGUUCCGCACGUACGAGGCGCUGCGGCGCGAGCACGACGCCCAGAUCGUGCAGAUCGCCACGGAGGCGGGGCUGCGCAUCGCGCCCGACCAGUGGUCCGCCCUGCUGUACGGCGACGCGGCCCGCAAGUCCCACAUGCAGAGCAUCAUCGACAAGCUCCAGACGCCGCAGUCCUUCGCCCAGUCCGUGCAGGAGCUGGUGAUCGCGCUGCAGCGCACGGGCGACCCGGGGGGGCUGUCCGUGCUGCGGGCGCACCUCGAGCUGCUGGCCGCCGUCGACCCCAGCCCAGAGUCGUGCGCGCCGUGCUGGGAGGAGUGCUGCCGCGCGCUGGAGGCCGUGCGCACGGUCGUCACGGGCCUGGUGGAGUUCGUCCAGCACCACGGCAGCCGCAAGCUGCAGGAGCCGGGCCACCCGCACAACGCCAAGUACAAGAUCAGCAUGUGCCGCGACCUCACGCUCAAGGGCAGCUGCCCCCGGGGCACCAACUGCACCUUCGCCCACUCCGAGGAGGAGCUCGAGAAAUACCGAGCGAAGAGCCGGAAAGCUGUUCUCAGGAACGCCAACAGCAGCGGCAAAGUGAACGACGUGGCAGUUUUGCAGAACGACGUUCAGAGUUCUGCGUUGCUGACUAACGACAAAGUGUUUGUGCAGACGGACGACAUGUUGUAUUCGACGACGACCCCCACCAUCACCCCAGCACCGUUUGAUGGGUCCACUCUGAGAGAGGGGUUCAUGCCCAACAGCGUCCCGCUCCACGUGCCGCCGCCCGUCCCCACGGCCACGGUGAGGCCUCCCGCCGUGCCCCACGCGGGGCUCGAGUACCAGUACGGGGGCUCCGUGUACCAGCCCUCGCAGCAGCAGAUCUUCACGUCCACCUUCGCGCCGGACAUUUACAGCACGGCGCCGCACGGGGGAGUGGUCCUGGGCCAGCAGGCGCAGGUGUUCCCGCGCACGGACCCCGUGCCGGAGCACGCCCGCCCCCCCGCCUGGGAGCUGCUGGCCAAGCCGGCCGCCGUCCAGCCGCAGCAGCCGUCCUGGGUCCUGUCCUCGGCCGUCGCCAAGAGGGCAGUGCCGAGCCUGGCGGCUCUGCAGCAGCGGAAGCAAGAGAUAAUCUUGCAGCUGGAGAAGAUGGUGGGCAAAUCCGCGGCUUCUGCCAUCACGAGCUCUGCGUGCAGGGUGACCUCUUCGUUCGCCAGCACCAACAACCAAGUGUGCACGUCCACGUACUCCAUCUGGACGUCGGGGGGAAUCCUGCACACGGGGAGAGGGGGCAGCUCCCAGGCCAGCCUCGUGUCUGCCGCGGGCCACCCCGCCACCAUCUACAGGUCGGACUCCAUCCUCACCGAGGAGGACUUCGUCCCGUUCGACACGCCCGUUGUCAGCAAGUACGGGCCCAUCUCCCGCCUGCCCCGGACCAUCCCGCACCCCAGCGACUCGGUCCAGGCGUCGUCCGCCUUCGGAGAGGCCACCGUCUCGACGCCCGUCGCGCGGCGGCCGGUCCCCGCCGCCAGCCCCGUCGCGUCCUGGUACAACGGCUCUCAAGGCUACCCGCCGCCACUGGCCGGCUCGCAGCUGUCCGCGGGCCGCAUCGUGGGGCCGGCGCCCGCCAGCCUCGGCGACGGCUACAUCACCAUAGGCCACGGCAUUGUCGAGGCCCCGCAGCUGCUGGUCGGGGCCCGCCCCGCCCCCGACUGCCCGUCCAAGGAGCUGCUGGCUGAAUCCCACAGAGUCAAACAGCAAAUUCUUAACUUGGAAAAGCAAAUAAAUGAUCUCAAGAAUCAGUUGGUGUCCGUGUCCAUAACAUCGCCGUCGAUCUCGACCGUGAGCUGGAUCAGGGACGGGUCCGUGAACUGGGGCUCCAACGGUGGCUGCAGGAGUGACGACGAGGACGUGUACGAGACGGGCAUAGCCAAUGACAUGCGGGAGCUGGAGCUUCGCUGGGAGUACGAGUGGGACGAGCAGGAGAAGGGCUGGUCCAGCGAGGAGGACUCCAACAAGUAACAGCAUCAUCCACCCCGCCAACCCCCCCCCCCCCCCCCUUAAUCCCUUCUCUAUCUCCCCCAUUCCCUCGCUUCCUCCUUCAACCGCCUGUCCGGUCUCUUCUUUAUCAACCCGAUGGGUUCGGAGCUAACUUAUCGUCGCAGGUUCUGCACACACUGUCUCAACACACACGCAAAAUCACACACACACACUCCCAUGCUUCCCGUUCUGCUGUGCAGGGUUGGUGCGUUACACGUUGUGGCGACGUCGGAUGUUGUGUGUGCCGUCACGACCAACAAUUAUUAUUAUUAUUAUUAUUAUUUGUUUCAGAAUGUUCACAGCUGUUGAUUACAGCUUACGUAUGUGCCUUUUUUUUUUUUUUUUUUUUUUUACUUCUAGUUCAUUUAAGGUUGUUUUCAUUUCAAAUAACUCUUAUUUUGUUUUAGUUACUGUCUGCGUACCACAUAAUACAAUUUUGGUUAACCAAGAAAAUAUAUAUAUUUUUUUCUCUCUGUUUGAGUUUUACUCUUCUUAGUUGCUGAUGCAUAAAUGUUCAUUUUAUCAUCAGAACAUACUCUAUAAAAAAAAAUGUACACAGUUACUGAAUAUAAGUAGUUAAUAAAAACAGCCUGUGUUUUAGGUAGGCCUGUGUGAAUAUAUUUAAUUUGAAAUACCAAAAUUAAAUUAUUUUUUUUUUUACAUUAUUAACCAUUCAUAUCCAAAAUCAAUUGCAGGUUCAUUAAAGCUCAUACAAGUUAUUGUUAAAGUGUGGCAUUUCCACUACUGAAUCAUCAAAAAAAAAAUAAUUGUUGAAUUACAUAUAUAAAUUUUUCACACUCAUACAAGCUCAAUAUUUGUAUGCAAGAAUAUUUUGUUGUUCAUGUUAAAAAUUACUUGGAACUAGAAAACUGUAAUUCGCUCAGGCCUUGUUUUGGGUCAUGGUGGCUAUUGGUGAAAUUGAGAGUUGUCGGUAGUGGCAGUUAUAUAAAGAACGAGGAUAUGUCUGUUUUUAUUGUAGGGUAUGUUGUGCAGUGUACAGCUCUUUGCAAAGAUGUAUUUUGGUGCAAGUAAAAUGCUGAGCUUUGCUGUUUAGCAACUGAGUUUGUGUGUUUUGACAAAAUAUCACUGAGUGAUGAUGUAGUCAAAAAAAUUUUUUUUUGAAAUUUAAUGAGACUAUCAGGCACUCAUUUUUGAAGUGUCCUGAAGUAUUGAAACGUGUUUGGAUUCUUCAUUAAUUUUCCUGCUGAAAUUUUGGAAAUUUAAAAAAAAAAAAAUGGGUGGCGUUUGGUCGACUUAGCAAAUGUGUGCACCGUCUCUUUUUAAUAUCAAAAGUUCAUAGUUGUAAAUAAAUUAUAAUAUUCUGUGAGAUCAUAUGAAUUGAAACACAUGUUUCUGAUUAGUCACUUGUUCCUCACCGUAAAAUUAAAACACAAAUUAUGAUUACAAGUUUUUUUCUUUUGUGUUUCCUAAAAUGGGCUUCGAAUAUAAAUUUAUUCAUAAAUAUUAGUUAUACCAUCCGUCAUUUAAAAAAAAUAGACAUUCAAAUCACUCAUCUAUUUUAUUGUCCAACUAGCUGAAAAUAAUAAUGGUGAAUGUGAAGUUAAAUAAACGAUGAGUGAUGAAUAAAAAGGGAUGAAGCAUCAUAGUUACCAUAGAAUCACAAAACUACCACAGAUACAUUGUAGUUACAGUAAAUAACCAGGUGAUAUAUUGGGCAAAUUAGAUGUUACAUUACUGCUACUUAACCCACCAAGCAUAAGGACAACAUUAUCGUGCAUACAAUCUGAAUAUCCUUGUACUGGGCAUAUAGUGAACAGGGCAAUAACGAACUUGAGUAUUUAAAGUAGCAAUAAAAUGAUAGUGUAUGUGUGAAAAAUUGUUUUCAUUUCAAUGUUCCAAAUCAACAUCCUAAAUUUGAAAUCUUUUACUGCAAUGCAACUAGACAAACUAUGUUAGUUUCCUUGUGCUUCGUAACAUAAUUUGAAAGAGUAAUUUUAGUUUUUUUAUUAUUAGGUACUAGUUGCUUAUAAAUUUAUUGUAAGAAAAAUUCAGAUAGCUAAAUUACAUGGAAAUGUACAAUUUUAGGUAGAGACUAGGCUAUUGCAAUUAGCACUAGUACCUGUUAGUUGAGUUUAAAAGAAAAAUGCCAAUAAAAAAGUUAUGCUGACUACUCAACUUCAAAAUAGUCAAUUUUUUGCACUAUGCAAUUCUUCUCAACAUUAAAAUAUGCUACUAAUGCACCCCUAGUCAUUAUAAUGUUUUGUUGUUUAGGCAAGAUCCAACCCUGUUUAAAAUUGAUUCCCCAAAUGCAUUUUGCCACAUUCAUGUAGCAUACUUGUAAUACUUUUUAUUGUUUGUUAUAAUUUAGAAUAAAUUGCAAUGAUUUGAGUUUUAAUGGCACACAAAGGUUAUUUUAUUUUUAUCCCUUAGGAGUUUCAUAAGCAUUUUCUUUAGGAAUAUGGAAUGAGAUGGAAUCAUCAUCGAGAAUUGAAUCUCAAAUAUGAUAGUUAAAACUGGAAAUUAAAAUGUCAUGUUUCUGGUAUUGCUAGUAUUUGUACUUGUCUGUGUUAAAUUUCUCCCCCUCUUCCUCAAAUGCCAUCCCCUAAUUUUUUUUUAAUUUUUAAUACAUUUUGUUAAGAAAUCAAUCAUGGACUUUAAACAAAUGUGAAAUUUUUGAAUUUCAAAUGUUUCAGCAGGAAAGUUAAUUUUUUUAUAUGAAUUUGAGGUUUCUUUUUUAUUUCUUGUGUAUAAUAAGUGAUGAGUUGUAUCCAGUAUAAAGUUCAGUUUGUAAAUUUUCAGUGGUAGGUUUUCCGUAUUUUUUUCUUUCUCUCCUUUGUUUUCUGACAAAGAUGUUUAAAUAUAUUUUUUGAUCUUCCAGUUUUAUUGGGAGUGACUGUAUGGAAACCAUUGUGUAGGUUUCUAUGAUUUGUUUAUUAGAGCAUGGUUGCCAGUUUUUUAAUUUGUUGUUUAAUAAUUUAUAUAGUCUUACUACUAAUGUACCAGUAAUCAAAUCUACUAUGAAAUUUAACGUGUUUCAUUGUAUUACAUAGUUCUUGCUGUUUUGAGCAAGGGAUAAAAUUUACUUGUUUUAAAAAUGUAUUGACCUAACCAAAAAGUCAAAAAGUUUAAUCAGUUAUGAAUAUUUUUUUGUAAAAGAAAAUUUUUUUUUUCAAACAGGAUCACAUGUGGUUUACAAACUUUGUGUAUAGACUGUGCAAAUGAAUAAUUACUAUUUGGGGAUUAAUUUUCAAAGUGAAAAAUUCACAUAGGGCUUUAAAAGUACAGGAUAUAUUUUUAUUUUUUUUUUACCCAGAAGAUUUUAAGUUACAAAAUUUUCACAAUGUUAUUUUAAUUAUUUUAGAAUCACAAGUACCAAGUAAGGAAUAAAUCUAGAGAAAUUUAUAUUGGUUUGUUUGCAAAGUUUAUGUUACUUUAUCACCAGCUUAUUUCUACCUACCUAUUACUGUAUGAUGCAUAUGUGUUGUACAAGGUUAAUAGUUUGUUAUUAUAAGCUGAAUUCUUUUUUUAAAUAAUUAUUAAUAACUGUAAAUUUAACUUUAAGAAACUAAUGGGUUGCUGUUUCCAAAAUUAUUGUAGUGAAAUUUUGUUAUAACUUUUUUUUUUCUUUAUAACAUUUUCUUGCAUAAAAAGUGACUCAUUUGGUCUACAAACUUUAUAUUCAUUGGUUUCUUCAGAAAUAUUAUACAUACCAGAGUUCUUGUUAUUUAAUAAUGCAUGUUGCACCCAAAACUUUCUCUUUUAUCUUCGUCAUGGCCAGAAUUGUAUAAUUUUGAGUUUUCAUCAGCUUAUAUGCCACGCAUUUUGAAAACUAUAAAUGACUACUGAAAAACAGCACAUAAUACCUAUUCAUGAUACAUUUUUUUUUGCAGAAACUGGUUUGCAUUCCAUUAGCUGAAAAUACUAAGAAUUUUGCAUCAUUUUGUGUGUGGCUGCUUUGUUGUAACUUGUUUACAAAAAAAAACUUUCGUAAUUUACUGACUUGUAAAGUCCAUGAACACUUUUUGCAAUUUUAACUUCCACAUAGACGAGAUGACGUCUGUGAAAUGUGCUACUUUAUUUGAAUUUAGUGGGUCUUCAACUUCACAGUAACAAAUUCUGAUGUUCUGCCAUGUGAGCUGUAUAAUUUUGGUUGGUUGUACAAGCGGCUCUGCCAUUGGAGGAAAGAAGGGCAGCCCCGCCUCUGUCAUGGCACAACCUUGCUGAUACGCCGUACUCACGCUUUUUCCUUCUUAGGUCACGGGUGCGUAAGGCCGCGAAGACCGGGCUAUAGACGGGAAAUAUAUACCAAUUAAAAACUUAAGUGGUGCUGUGUAAAGGUUGUAUUUUGGCCAAGUGGAGAUCAUAUAAUGUGUUUUUUUUUUCUCACAAGACAUUUAUUUUUAUCUUUUAAAAUAAAAUAAUUUUUUACUGUAACUUUUUAAUUUAAUGCUGGAGAAGGUUGAACAUGACAUUGUGUGGAAAAUUGUAAUUUCUGGUUUUGGGGGUUGGAGAUGGUUCGAUAAAAGGUCCAAAUUCGAAAUUGCGACCCUUUUCCCGGUAUUCGUGAAGGGUUGUAGACCCGAGAGAUGACUGUAAACACAACACGUUAUGCUGUGUCUCUAAAGCGAAAAUAAUUUAGGUUGUGGUUGAUGUCCUCAAAAGAAAAAUUAGCUUAGCACUAGGUAGUUUACUGUGUUUUCGGAGAUAUUUUAACUGUUUACCUUGCUUAAACAGCAGUUAGUCUGUUUCUGUCUGAGUACGUGAGUGUCCAAAUUUAUUUUCAGAAUCAGAUUUUAUCUAGUUGUGUUUCUGGUGUUAGUACUGUUUUGCACGUCAAAUGCAGUUGUUCAUGUACUGAGUUUUGUAUGUGAAGGAUAAUGUGUAACGUCCUUGAAUUCAGCAUUUACCUGUAAGUUUUUUCUUGCAGUCUUUUUGCACUGAUAUGUCGUAAAUCGAACCUAUUUGACAAUGUGAUAUUUCUCACUAUUCAGUGAAGGUUAACUUGUACAGCUGGCAUUUUGUAUCAUUGUCUACUUACCUGACUACCAUUUUCAGAAAAUUCGCAUUUGUUUUAAGAAUGCGUGAUGAUAUGGAGGUUUUGCAAACAUUUAAAUAACAUUUAUAACAUUGAUAACAUUUAAAGACACUACCAGUAAAGAAGUUCAGUGUUAAAAAUGAUUAUAUAAAUUAUUGGAUUUGUGCAUAGGUUAUUAUUACUGACCUUUCUUUUGUAGACUACUGAACAUUGUCUGUGUGGGUCCUCAGAUGUCAUGUUCUUGAUUUUAAAUGUGUUUGGUUGUGAUGUUCAUAAAAUUGUGAACAUGUGGUUUCUUACUCAAUGAGCAAUAUUGUGUUCUUCUUUUUAAAAUUAUCCACGAUUGUCGAUUUGUAAUAAUAAUUGCAUUGCCAGUAUCAUUUUUUGCUUUAUACAAUUAUUUUAUUGUGUUGUUAAUAACAUACUAUAAUAUUGUAAAGUGUAGUCAUUACUUAGAAACAUUAGAGUAACUACAGUAUGAUUUAGUUGAGAAGUCUUUCAAAACUGUGGAAGUUGUAGGUACAUGGUGGCCAAUUCUUAAUUAUAAUACAAAAUUCUUUUAUUUUUAGUAUUUAAUUAAUACUAGUCAGAAAUAUUAUUAAAUUGCCUACAGUAUCUUGAUGAUAUCUUAAACCUUUGUACAGGAUUGGGUUAACUGCAAUUUUUAUGUGAAUUUUAUUUCACAUACGUAAUUGUAAGGUUAUCGGGGGCCCGUGUUUUGUCGAAACCAACUAGCAGUUGUUGGUCUCCCGUGUCUCGUUGACCUCCCCUGCUUCCAUGACUGCUGCAUACUCCGCCCCUUUCCCAGACCGUACCUUGUGGGGGUGUAGAUCCUAUCGCCUAGUUUACAAGGUAUGGCGCAACGGUUUCGAGCUUCACGAAGUACCUCCAUCACACAAGUACAAAAAAAAUCAGGGUGUUCCCCAGGCUGCAGAUUUACAGUCCACAAAAAAAUCUGGAGGUGCUUACUUUGAAGCUGUGAAGGGGCCACGUCGCUACCGCUGCUUGUAGCAGAAGUAUUCGCCGAGCUGCCUAGCCCUGUGACUAGUGAUAUUGACGCUCCCAGCUCCGGAGUACCAGAACUUGAACCCGUGUCGCCUUGUUUGACCGCACACGUCCUUGCCUUCCACGAGAUCUUCCUCGAGUCUUGUUGCCCCUUCCCUCUCCCCUCUCCCCUCGAACAGUCAAAAAGUUACUUCCCCACCCCCCAAACCCCCCUCGCAGGAACGAUGAGUACCAAACAGAUAGGGGCAAGACUUCAUGGUGAAUCGCGACAAGACCGCAAUAACACCUAAAUUCAAGUUAAUACACCACAAAGCAUCAAAAAUGCAAUCAAAAUCAUGAAACUAAACCAGUAUUUUUCAAUCAAAAUGAACCUCUAACGGCAAAUUUGUAACUCUUUUAAAUAUUAAGUUCAACGGCAGUAACUAUUUUAGCGUGAAGUAUGUACCACAAUUGAUGGAAUAAAAAAUGAUUGGAAAAGGUUUUUAUUAUUUUACUUUUUAAACACAGAAAUACAUAAAUUAUUUUAUUUGUUCUGAGUAGUUGGACAUGUUCAUUAAAAAUCGUUAUAUUGAAACAGUUGCAUCAGUAGCUGUAAAAAAGUGGAAGAUUUAAUUAGUUUUAUGUUUUGAGUCUAAUGACAACUCACGCAAGUUAAUAUAACUCGUAUUCACGUAGACCCAAACAGCGUGAACGUGAUAAAUAUUGAAAUGGCAAAAUAUUUAAAAAGAAAAUUAAUGGUGCAGCAGCAAGGUGUUUGUUGUUCCUGUCUGUUGCGUGGUUCUUGCCAUCCCCCCUCCUCCUCUACCCCCUCACUAUCCUGGCCCUUCACCCACCCUUCUGCUUGUAUACUCUGCCAUGAAGCGUCACAACAGGAAGUACUCGCUCAGGCUUCAGCGGACAGUCUGUCCUUGUUUUUGUCACCCGACAGUGAGAAAACGAAGUAGCGGUGGUUACAGCACAGAGCAGGGAAGAAAAGAAAUGUUCUCGCUUGGUUCCACAUUUCAAGUUUUCUACCUUCUCCUCACGUCCCGAUAACGAAGCAUGCUAAAUAUCCAAGGCUAUACCAUGCUUUGAAAACUGUCUACAGUUGAAUGCGCUGAACUGGAAGCAGUCGUAAUGCUCAAUUUUUUUUUUACUUGUGCUACAGCCUUACUGUUGUACCUUCUCUGUUUGCACUUAUUACAAAUAUUCAUCAAUACUGCAGUUGGCUCCCCAUUUUCAAAUCUCAUAAACUGAUAAAAUACAUAUGUCUUACCAUCAAAUGAAGUCGGAAAAUUUAAGGUACCGUCAGUCGUAAAACCACACACUAUUUCCCGAGCUCAAAAAAUUGCAAACAAUAGGUGUCUCUUAGAAUGGAGUAGAUUCGGUUCACCAAUUAUACGACAUAGCUAUUAAACAGCGGAAAAAUAAUUGUUCUUAAAUAUUUCAGUGAUGGUGUGGGGAAUUUUGCAAAGUUUCUGACUUAGUAUUGUUGGUUUGGUUUCAUUGGUAGAAACUGAAGAUUUGAACACUUUUAAUGUUCUGGUACCAUCAGCUUCCACAGGUAUGUGUGUUUGAAUUUUUAAUGUUAUUGCAGGACUCUGAUAUUUAUUUAAGUUAAUUUGUGGGCUAGUGUUCGUUAGUGACUAAUGAUUUACUAACACGUGCUGUAAAUACGUAGUUAACGUUGCGUGCACCGAACAAAGUGCCAGUGACACGAUAGGGCAUUGUGCCGAAACAUGCACACUCAUUAUCAACUGUUUUUUUUAAGAGUUUACACGCUUUUAGUUGGCAAUUAAGAUUUAACUAAUACAAGUAUGUUUAGUACAUACUAGUGCAAUAAUUAAUUCUUGUUUGUUAAUCGUGCGUGUGGCAAGCAGGACGCAGCAGGAUUUUCUGACCGUUGUGGUUGCGGCUGUAUUCGUUAGUUCUUCUUUAUAGUGUAGGGCCGGAACUUUUUUUGUUAUUUCUACCACACUGGCUAUGCUGCGAACUGUCUCACGAUAGUUUAAACUAGUCCCUGUAGAAGUUGGACGGUGGUAACUAGAGUUAACGGUAAGCAGGGCGGAACACAUUCAGGAUGGUGUGUGCGUGCAAGUGAUAAACUUUGGCAUCCAAAGCUUACAUUUUCUAAAACUAAUAUAUAUAUUUUUAGACCGGUCCUGGUUGUUGCACGGUAAAGUGUGGAUUUUCGUUGCCUAGUUUGUACCAAAAAUUGUUGUUUUAGUUUUUUGUUGAUGAACAAUCUAAUAUCUGUAAUGAUGUCAGCAUAAGUGACUUAAAUAAAUGACAGACAGGACCCCCCUUGAGACAGUUUGGAAAGAAACAUUCUAAAUGGGCGUAGGGGCAAAAUCAGUAUUUUCGUACGGUUAUCUCCCCCCCCCCCUCCUCCCCCAGAGAAAUGAUGCCACAGUUCAUCUGAUCUAAGUGAAAGCCAUUUAUUUGGUUUGUGAGUUUUUACGCUUCUUUGUGGAAGUAUGUAUUGAGCUUUGUGCGGGUCGGCAUAACGAGGUAAAAACUUGUGUUGUGUUGCCUAUUUUUCGAGAGCUUGAGUGAAUGACUUUUCUCAUCCGUACACAUAGUAUUCACACAGGUAUUUCGCGGGAAUAAAAUGUGGGAUGUGCUUUUGAAACAUGUAAGAUGGUAUAUUACUGUCGCAUCUGUGGUAAAAUAAAAAUAAUGAUUUGAUGGAGUACGUCCGUAGGAACAAAACGGUUUUUUGUGUAUGUCUUGUCACAAAAAAUAAAAAUAAAAUUGUGAUUUGUUAUAAUUGGAGAAUUUAUUUUAUGUUGGUUUUUUAAAUGUAAAUGGGGGUGCAUUGCUCGCACUUGUUACUCUAAUUGUAGUGGAUUAUUGCAUGUUAAACAUGUUCUUCGUGCAGAAAAUAGUUCUUUUGCUUGGAACUUAACUGAAGUAUAUAUUAAUAUACCUUAAAUCUGUUAUACAGUAAUGCUAUAUUAUAAGUAAUGAUAAAUUUUCCUAGUGUGUCGGUCUCCUUUUUGAGGGAUCUGAAAUUGUUAAAGCAUGUCAUGUUUUAGCAAGGGCUUUUUUGUUUGGUUAUUAUUAUUAUUAUUUUUUUAAUUUUUCCAUUUAUUGUUGCUAACAUAGUGUUAGUGAAGUACAUAUUCUUGCAUUAUUAGAAACUUAGAAAGACAUUUCAUACCCUCCUUAUCCUACCUUAGUCCCAAAGAAAUGCAUUUUUUUUUUUGCACAGUUAUUUAAAUAGAGUAUGUAUCUCUGUUAAUCUUUCCUUGGCUGUAAAAAAAAAGGAAAGUUGCAGCUAUUCGAAAAUGAAUGCUAAGAACGUUCACGAGUAUUUACCAAGCACCAUUUUGUGUGGUUUUAGCUAUUGAUCAAAAUGCUGUACCGACUUUUGUUUCCAAUCUACAUAUUCGUUACUGAACUUCCUAUCGAUUAAAUAUUUUCCUUUGGAUUCUAGUUAUUUUAGUUGAAUGUUUUAAACUUUUUAUAACUUUGCGACGCACCUACAGCUAAGUGGGGAAAUAUAUCUUAAAUAGCAUGUUGUGAAAAGUUCAGUUUAAAAUUGCUAAUUAAAUGUUUGAAGUUGUUUGACAUGUUGUUUGCAAGUCCUUAAAGUUUUUAAAGAAAUGCAAUUGAACAAAAAUAAGAUGAAGAUAUGGGAUUUUUCCCCUCUCAUAUACUCGUGGCUCUUGCAUUCAUUCCCAAUCUGUUCAUCCUUUUGGUACGCCUGUUUUUGUUCUACGAACUGUUGUGUGUAUGCUAAAUAACACCCAUUGAAUAGCUGUCUUUUUAAGAUGAUAAAAAUAUUGAAUAUUGUUUUACUGGACAUGUAUUUGUCAUAGAAUUAAUUUUAGAAGUCUACAUACAGCUAAGCUGUGGUGGUAUGAAUCUAAAAUUAAAAAAAAAAAAAAAAAAUUUGUCACUUAGAAGUACCAAGUACUGUCUGCACAUUUGUUUUCACUGCGGUUAUUAUUACUGUACUUUUAUAAUCUUUCAAUUAUAGAAGUCAAAUUCAUAAAAGUUCAGAUUGUAGUAAUAUUUUCACUUGUGAAAGUUGCUUAAAUGAUCACUGUUUUUUUAUUAUUAUUUUAUCAUAGAACAGCCAACAUUUAUUGAAAUAAUUAUAUUAAUUGAUCCAUGCGGGAACCUAGUUAUAUGAUCGUGAAAUGAUGGUGGAGUAUUUUAGUUAUAUGAUCAUGAAAUGAUAGUGGAAUGUUUUGGCUUAAAAUUUUCAAAUAUAAACUAAAAAAAAAUUUUUUUUUAAUGAAUCGAGAAUGUGAUACAUUGAUACACAAAAUUGUGUACAAAAGAAAACAGUGGUAAAUAAAUUUAUAAAACAUCAAUUCAUUCAUUCAGUCAAAUUAUUCUAAAUGUUUUUAAUAGGAGUUGGAUGAUUACUAGUAUGCAUAGAAUAAGCCAACGAUAUUUUUUUAAACUAAGAGUAGGGAAGUGUUUCACUUAGUCAUUAUUUAAUUAAUUAACUGGUUGUAUCAUGUAGUGGAGAAACUUGGCCAAAUUUCCAGAAUUUUAUCUUGUAUGUUAUCCACAAAAAUUAUGUAAAAAUGAUUUCAGAAAAAAACUGCCUUGAUCAAACUAUCCACACCGUGAUCAAUUUUGUUUAAGCUUCAUUUAGUUUUUGUGCGCACAUUCCAUUGCCAUUUAGAGUGCUAAAUUAAUUAAAGGCAAAAUUCACUCCCAGAACAAAACAAGUGUGUAGAUGGUACCUCAAACCAUGAUGUUUCAAUCAAUUAUUUGUAAAAUUCCCACAUCUUGUAAUGUUUUAACAGCCGUACUUAACAGUUCAAAAGUAUUUUUGUCAAGGUCAAAUUCUAGUGUAAAUUUUUCAGAAGUUAUAUAUUUUGGUAUAUAAGUAUCUAUAUAUAUUAUAUUUCUAAAUAUAUGUUUGUAGAGUGGAGAAGCAUGUUGCACAUGUUUAUCAUACAGAUUAUAUUAAUCAUUUAUGUAAUAUUUUGGUGGAUAGAGAUGAUGUACAGACUAUACAAAAUAAAAUUGAAGUUUUAACUUAA
Bacillus rossius redtenbacheri is the source of this 14281-nucleotide messenger RNA. It is a transcript of the gene roq, whose product is annotated as roquin-1. The record is from RefSeq and is a predicted model, not a curated record. Gene Ontology annotation, cellular component: cytoplasmic stress granule. The transcript is spliced from 17 exons. Bases 455 to 3274 code for a protein of 939 amino acids. Lineage: Eukaryota; Metazoa; Arthropoda; Insecta; Phasmatodea; Bacillidae. Gene Ontology annotation, molecular function: double-stranded RNA binding; ubiquitin protein ligase activity; RNA stem-loop binding. Gene Ontology annotation, biological process: ubiquitin-dependent protein catabolic process; protein polyubiquitination; nuclear-transcribed mRNA catabolic process, deadenylation-dependent decay.